Cladophialophora psammophila CBS 110553 is the source of this 792-nucleotide messenger RNA. RefSeq lists its product as uncharacterized. Bases 1 to 792 code for a protein of 263 amino acids. Gene Ontology annotation, molecular function: protein binding. Lineage: Eukaryota; Fungi; Ascomycota; Eurotiomycetes; Chaetothyriales; Herpotrichiellaceae. The transcript has a single exon. The record is from RefSeq and is a predicted model, not a curated record.
AUGUCUAUCACCAGUCCCGAGAAAGAAGAAACGCGCAAAGAGGGCAGUCCUCACAGUGACGAAAAUAGAGAAGCGGACAACCAUGAUUCCUCGCCUGCAAAGCCCAUAGACCAAGAUCCAGAAGCCCGACAUCCCACAGAGACAUUGGCAGCCAAUCCUCCUCUUCCUACCGAGGAAGAGCCUCCCCCAUUGCCCAACGAGGCUCCACCCACUCAGCCAGUCGAUGAUGGCUGGGCACCGAUCUGGGACGACCAUGCUCAAGCAUUCUAUUUCUUCAACCGAUUCACAAACGUAGCACAGUGGGAGAAUCCGAGAGUACCAGAGGCAUCAAGUCAAACCAGUCCACCAGGAGUUGGGAACCACGAUAGAAUAGUGGGAGAACGGGGACCUCCUGCAAACAGGGUUGGCGGAUACGAUCCUUCCAUUCACGGUGAUUACGACCCCAAUGCCGAUUACGCCAAAGCCUACGAGACCUCGUCGGUGGACACCGCACCCGGUGUUGCUCCAGGCACAAAUCCCGCCGAUAUGUAUGCCGCAUCAGGCACCUUCAAUCGCUUCACGGGGAAAUGGCAGCGAGCCGAUCUCAAUCCAGAGAAAUUCACCGACGAGCAAAAGAGCCGACGGCAGAUGAAUGCCUUCUUCGAUGUGGACGCUGCCGCAAACAGUCAUGACGGCAGAAGCCUGAGAGCCGAAAGGGCAAGCAAGAAAUUGACCAAGGCAGAGCUUAAAGCAUUCAAGGAGAAGCGGAGGGAGAAAAAGGAAGAGAAGCGGCGGGCAUGGUUGAGGGAUUGA